Molecule: messenger RNA, 1101 nt
Organism: Suillus discolor
Lineage: Eukaryota; Fungi; Basidiomycota; Agaricomycetes; Boletales; Suillaceae
Exons: 7
Coding region: 1-1101 (366 amino acids)
Molecular function (GO): GTPase activity
Source: RefSeq, a predicted model, not a curated record
AUGAGCGCCGGUCAACCGGCGAAAAGAAAACCACAUGUUAUCAUCACGAUCGGGAUGGCGGGGGCUGGCAAGUCCACCUUCGUGCAGCGCAUUACCUCCUACCUCCACUCGCAAAAUCCUCCACAACCACCAUACAUCCUAAAUCUUGACCCAGCGGUUACUCAUGUGCCAUUCGAGGCCAAUAUUGAUAUCCGGGAUACCGUCAAUUACAAAGAAGUAAUGAAACAGUAUAACCUAGGACCGAACGGUGGCAUCUUGACUGCCUUGAAUCUUUUUACGACGAAAUUUGACCAGGUUCUGGACUUGGUCGAGAAAAGGGCUGAGACAGUCGAUCACAUAAUUCUUGACACUCCGGGGCAAAUUGAGAUUUUUACGUGGUCAGCCUCUGGUGCUAUUAUCACGGAUGCCGUUGCUUCCUCGUUUCCCACUGUAGUGGCGUACAUAAUCGACACCCCACGGACGACAGCUCCAGCGACAUUCAUGUCCAACAUGCUGUAUGCCUGCAGUAUUAUGUACAAGACAAAAUUACCAUUCAUCCUGGUCUUUAACAAGACGGACGCACAACCUCACGAUUUUGCUAUCGAAUGGAUGCAAGAUUUUGAGGCAUUUCAAGUCGCUCUUGCGUCCCAUUCAGGAUCGAGGGACUCUGAAGGUGAACCGACUUAUAUGAACAGCUUGAUGAAUAGCAUGAGUCUCGUUUUGGAUGAAUUCUACAAACAUUUGAAGGCUGUCGGCGUCUCAAGUACGACAGGUGCCGGUAUCAAGGAAUUUUUCGAUGCGGUGGAGGAGUCUCGUGAAACAUAUAGGACUGAAUAUCUCCCAGAACUUGAACGCGCCCGCGCCGCACGGGAAAAAUCACUGCAGGAUAUAAAAGAGGACUCAAUAAAUCGGCUGAUGAAAGAUCUUGCCGUUGAUCGUGCGGCAAAUCCCAAGGCAGCCGCAGAAGACCGCUGGGCGUCGGAUGAGGAGGAUGUCGAUGAUGACGAAGAGCUGGAAGUCAACCUGAUCGAUCGGAGUGAAGAACCAUAUCCUGGCCAAUACAUCGACGUCACGCGUAUGCGAGGACACAGUGAGAACAUAAAUUGGCCGAACCCGGGAUGA